This is a messenger RNA of Aphanomyces invadans, 735 nucleotides long. RefSeq lists its product as hypothetical. The coding region runs from base 87 to 545 and encodes 152 amino acids. The record is from RefSeq and is a predicted model, not a curated record. The transcript has a single exon. Lineage: Eukaryota; Oomycota; Saprolegniomycetes; Saprolegniales; Verrucalvaceae.
CGAGUAUGGCGGAAGGGUAAGACCGCGAUGUCGAGUUGGUCCCAAAGUGGAGUGUAAGCCAGUUCCGCAAUUUCCCCUGAGCACGUAUGCCAUUGCUGCUUCCACUCAUUGCUAGCGCCAUCGCAAGCGCUCUAGUCGACGGCCGUCCACAGUACGCUGCUCUGAUCCCGAAUGGAGAGAACGUCGACGGGUAUCCUGCUGUGGGCCACACGAACGACGCGGGGGGCGGCGCCCGCAAUGCGUUUGGCAAAGACUUUAGCUCGGAGGGGAGCUGGACGAUCCGGUUAUGUAAACUCGACUCGGACGGCGAUGGGCUCACGAAUGGCCAGGAACUUGGCGAUCCUUGCUGCACGUGGCAAGUAGGCGCGACCCCCAACCAAACAGUGUCGCUCUCCAACCCAGGUCUGGUCGGCAGCGUGCGCGACAAAGCCCUCGCGACUUCGGUCAAGUGUGAAGGCGACAGCCCAGCCAUGUCAGUGCAUUCCGUUGUAUCUUGGGUCCCAAUCAUCGUGGCGGCAGUCAUUGCAGUCGCCGCUGGUGUAUAAUUCACUGCAAUAAACGGAUAUCCCAUGCACCCUGCGAUCUGCUCCGUUCGUUGCUGCAAACCUUCCCCUCUCCGAUGUGAGCCGAACGCCACGAGAACAGAACCUCAGGAGCAGCAGGUACAAGUCUCUUUUAGUGGAACUUACUUCGGCGACGGCAGUGAAUCUGGCUAAUGCGGUAAAACAACGUCGC